Drosophila novamexicana is the source of this 1846-nucleotide messenger RNA. It is a transcript of the gene Lcch3, whose product is annotated as gamma-aminobutyric acid receptor subunit beta-like. Gene Ontology annotation, biological process: nervous system process; signal transduction; regulation of membrane potential. The record is from RefSeq and is a predicted model, not a curated record. Gene Ontology annotation, molecular function: neurotransmitter receptor activity; GABA-A receptor activity; extracellular ligand-gated monoatomic ion channel activity. Gene Ontology annotation, cellular component: membrane; neuron projection; GABA-A receptor complex. Lineage: Eukaryota; Metazoa; Arthropoda; Insecta; Diptera; Drosophilidae. The transcript has 8 exons. Bases 353 to 1846 code for a protein of 497 amino acids.
CCACACAAACGCUGCCCACGACACGCGUUGCGCGCAGCGAUGCGAUACAGUGAUACAUAUUUAGAUAUAGGGCGAGCGGGAAAAAGUGGAUGAGAAAUCGAGUUUUGGACGGUCGUCUGUGAUAUACUGUUACUUGAGCGACGUGCUACUGUGUCAUCCGAUUCGUCUAUAUGCAUCAUAAAAUCAACGCUUAAAACAAUGCUGCGCUAAGUAAUCAAAAGUAGAAAUAAGCGUUUCACCUCCGAACGGAAGCCAAUGCCAUCCGGAAUCAAACUGAAAAUACCAGCAGAAACAAUGCCAACCAGUUGAGAAUUACAGUGAGAUAGCAACAGCAACUGUUAACGCUGCCAAUAUGACUAGUUUUGGCCACCUGGGCGUAUGUUACAGCCUGCUGCUGUUAGUGCUGAGCGCCCAGCUAUCAUUAGUACGAUGCAAGCGAAAAGAAAUGCUCGCAGGCCGCUUAGAGAAUGUAACCCAGACGAUCUCAAAAAUAUUGCAAGGAUAUGAUAUACGGCUGCGGCCCAAUUUUGGAGGCGAGCCAUUACACGUGGGCAUGGAUUUGACUAUAGCAAGUUUUGAUGCGAUCUCAGAAGUUAAUAUGGACUAUACUAUAACAAUGUAUUUGAAUCAGUAUUGGCGCGACGAGCGCCUGGCUUUCAACAUCUACGGACCGUACUAUGAUUCCGAUGCAGACGACGAUGGGGUCAACGAUGUGCUGACGCUAUCUGGUGACUUUGCCGAGAAGAUCUGGGUCCCAGACACUUUCUUUGCCAACGACAAGAACAGCUUCCUACAUGAUGUCACUGAGCGCAAUAAGUUGGUGCGCCUCGGUGGCGACGGCGCCGUUACCUAUGGCAUGCGCUUUACCACGACACUCGCCUGCAUGAUGGAUUUGCACUAUUACCCACUGGACUCGCAGAACUGCACCGUGGAAAUUGAGAGCUACGGGUACACGGUCAGCGAUGUGGUCAUGUACUGGAAGCCAACACCGGUACGCGGCGUGGAGGACGCCGAACUGCCACAGUUUACGAUCAUUGGCUAUGAGACAAACGAUAGGAAGGAACGGCUGGCCACUGGCGUCUACCAGCGGCUGUCGCUCUCCUUUAAGUUGCAGCGCAAUAUUGGAUACUUUGUGUUCCAGACAUACUUGCCCAGCAUAUUAAUCGUGAUGCUAUCUUGGGUAUCAUUCUGGAUUAACCACGAGGCGACGAGCGCACGAGUUGCCCUCGGGAUCACAACGGUGCUGACCAUGACCACGAUCAGUACGGGGGUACGCAGCUCCUUGCCCCGCAUCUCCUACGUGAAGGCCAUUGACAUCUAUUUGGUGAUGUGCUUCGUGUUCGUGUUUGCCGCUCUCCUGGAAUACGCUGCAGUCAAUUAUACAUAUUGGGGCAAGCGGGCCAAAAAGAAGAUCAAAAAGCUGAAGGAUUGUGAUCGACAUAAAAUAGGCAAAUUGGAAAAGUCCGAAACGUGUUCAACCACAGAAGAUAUUAUUGAGCUGCAGGACGUACGCAUGAGUCCUAUACCUUCGUUGCGCAAAGGUAACUACAAUGUAACUCUCGGCUCCAUUGGCACCGAGACCAUGGACUUGGCCAAGUUUCCGCCAAGUUUUCGUAUUACCCGUAACUAUGGCACUGGUCGCAGUCAGCUCCGACAUCGCGGCCAAAGGGGAAUCUCAACGCGUCCGCGCGUUAUGCAUGCCAUUAAAAAGAGCGCCUCGGCCAUUAGGGCGACAUUACCAAAGAUCAAAGAUGUUAACAUUAUUGACAAGUAUUCGCGCUUGAUAUUCCCGAUUAGCUUCUGUGCUUUCAAUCUUGGCUACUGGAUCUUCUACAUAUUAGAAUAG